UGGCCAGCCCGGCUCCGUGCGGCUCCGCACGCGCCGCGGCCGCCGCCCGCUCGCUCGCCGCACGUAGGCGCCGCUUAAAGGGGCGACGCGCCGGGACCGGCGACCCCUGCACCGGGCGAGCCGCAGCCGGCGGCCACGGGCCCGGGGAGACGCCGGCCACCAACGCAACUUGGGUGCGGGCUCCGCCGGCGCUCCCGCCCGCGUGCUGGCGCGGCGGGCCCCAUAGCACGGAGCCAGUGCCCUUUUAAGACGCGGGCUCCCGGUGCCGGUGGUUUUAUUUACAUGGGGGCUCGCGGGCGUCACGUGACUGGCAGAGCGGCGGGGGCCGAGCGCGGCGGGGCCAUGGCGGGCGCCGGCGACGACGGCUCCUGGGUGGAGCUGCGGUGUGGCCCAGGCUGCUCGGAGCCCGAGCCCGCGCCCUCGCAGUUCUCCUGCCACGCCGACGUGGAGCGGAUGCUGCUGGAGGCCCAGCUGGAGACAGAGAGCAGUGAUGGUGCCGUGCUUGCGCUGGGGUCCCCAUCCUGGGAAGACGACGGAGCCAGCCAGGCGAGUGAGCAGCCUGGGGAGACUGAGCUGCUCCCGCCCUGCAGCCAGCUCCAGCUGGGCUGCUCCUACCCCCGGCAGCAGGAUGUGCCGGAGGAGGCUGAGCGGAGGGAGCGACGCCUGCCCACAUCCCUUGGCUGGGCCUGUGCCCGCCGCCCUCAGCAUCUGUCUCCAAAGGAGUUUGCCUUUGUGUGCUCCCCCCAGCCGGUGCUGUGGAGCCUGCAGGGAGGUACAGUGGGGAGAAAGAAGAGACUUUUCAGUUCAGAGCUGCUGCUGCUCUUCAUCCCCUCACUGCUGCUCAGCCAUGUGCUGACCCUGGGACUGGGGAUCUACAUUGGGAAGCGACUGGCAGCCUCCUCGGCAAACCCUCUGUGAAGAGCAGGGCUCAGCGAGACACGGGUGGCUCCUCCACCGUGUGUGGAGGGAGGCCAGGCACCAGCACAGCCCAGCUGCUCCCAGACUUUGUGUUUGGGGCACGAGGCGCCGUCUCCCCUCGUCCCUUCUUCAGCCCCAGCCUAGGGAGCUGAUCCGACUACACUCCCACGUAGACAGGAACCUACUGAUGGCAGAUCCCUGCUGCAGGCAGCCCCUGCCCUCCCCAUCCCUUGGUUACGGGUCCAGGUUCCUCCUCUUUAACACAAGACUGUAAAUACGACUCCUGAGCGAAUAAAGAGCUCUGUGCCAGUGCA
This is a messenger RNA of Tyto alba (common barn owl), 1232 nucleotides long. Its product is annotated as BCL2/adenovirus E1B 19 kDa protein-interacting protein 3-like. The record is from RefSeq and is a predicted model, not a curated record. The transcript is spliced from 6 exons. Bases 283 to 918 code for a protein of 211 amino acids. Gene Ontology annotation, cellular component: mitochondrial outer membrane; nucleus; mitochondrial envelope. NCBI's taxonomy places the organism in Eukaryota, Metazoa, Chordata, Aves, Strigiformes, Tytonidae. Gene Ontology annotation, biological process: positive regulation of apoptotic process; mitochondrial outer membrane permeabilization.